GAUGAUGUCCAGAUGUGUCAAGAUUGGGGAGGGUGUGUAUGGGGAAGUGUUCCGUUCCUUUUCUCAUGGAGAGGCUGUGGCUUUGAAGAUAAUCCCCAUUGAAGGCAGCCAGCAUGUCAACGAUUGUCCCCAGAAACAGUUUGAGGAGAUACUGCCAGAGAUUGUCAUUGCCAAAGAACUGAGUGACCUGGCCAGCUCUGGCAACAACCAGACCAGCAACUUUUGCCAGGUCAAUAGGGUGUCCUGUGUUAAAGGUGCUUUUCCUUCCAAACUUCUGGAACAGUGGGACGUGUACAACUUGAAGAAAGACUCAGAAAAUGACAGGCCAGAUAUUUUUGGAGAGGACCAGUUGUUUGUUGUGUUUGAGUUUUUGGAUGGGGGAUGUCCCUUGGAGAACUAUAAGUUUGUCAACCACACAGAAGCCCUGAGUGCACUGCAGCAAGUGGUAUUUGCCCUGGCUGUGGCCGAAAGCCACCUUGAGUUUGAGCAUCGUGACCUUCACAUUGGUAAUGUGCUUGUGAGGCCGUGCCAGGAGGACAUCGUUUCAUUUCUGCUGCAGGGCCGAGAGUAUCAGUUUCCCACUGCGGGGGUCAAGGCCACCAUCAUUGACUUCACCAUCUCUCGUCUACAGAAAGAUGGCUGUGCUGUGUUCUGUGAUGUUUCUACUGAUGAAGGCUUGUUUGAAGGGAAGAGCGACUUCCAGUUUGAUGUGUACAGGGACAUGCGAAAAGAGAAUGGCAAUGACUGGCAAAAGUUCUGCCCCCACUCUAACAUCCUGUGGGUAAACUACCUGUGCAAGAAGCUGACGUCGGUCAUCAAGUUCCAGGACACGGGUCGCAGCCACCGACAUGUCCAGCGACAUCUACGCAACAUGGUGGACCAUGUGCUCGACUAUUCAUGUUGUAUACAAAUGGCCGAGGAUACAGAGCUGUGGCUUGUGCCCCAGUGA
Molecule: messenger RNA, 949 nt
Organism: Candidula unifasciata
Lineage: Eukaryota; Metazoa; Mollusca; Gastropoda; Stylommatophora; Geomitridae
Source: the annotation of a GenBank genome assembly